UCCGCUUAGCUAUCUCUUUAACACAAAGCCAUUACCCAAACCCGCGCUCCGCUCGCUCUCCACCGCUCGCCGCGCACGCCUCACCGGAGACCAGCCCGACGGCGGCGGCGGCGGCGUCGGCGGCAGCAGCGGGAGCUUGGACUGAGAUGAGGACGAGGAGUGGAUCUCUCUACCGCAGCGGCGGCGGCGGCGGGGAGACGGCCAUGGUUGGGCAGAAGAGGAAGAGGUCGUCGUUGCCGCCGCAGUACGCCACCGCCGGUGACUGCUGCGGCGGAGGAGGCCGCCGGAAGAGGCUGGCCGGUGGUGGCCCGGAUUACCUCGACGAGCUCCCCGACGACCUCGUCCUCGCCGUGCUCUCCAAGCUCGCCGCCUCCGCCUCCUCCCCUUCCGACCUCCUCUCCGUUCACCUCACGUGCAAGAGGCUGAAUGGGCUGGGGCGCCAUGACAUGGUCUUCGCAAAGGCCUCGCCGGCGUCGCUCGCCGUCAAGGCGGCGUCGUGGUCGGAGCCCGUGCAGCGAUUCCUCAAGCUCUGCGCCGACGCCGGCAACCUCGAGGCCUGCUACAUUCUCGGCAUGAUUCGGUUCUACUGUCUUGGCAACCGGAGCGGCGGCGCGGCGCUGCUGGCGAGGGCGGCGGUCGGCGGGCACGCGGCGGCGCUCUACUCGCUGGCGGUUAUCCAGUUCAACGGGAGCGGCGGCGCCAAGUCGGACCGCGACCUCCGCGCCGGGGCGGCGCUGUGCGCGCGCGCCGCCGCGCUGGGGCACGUCGACGCGCUCCGCGAGCUCGGGCACUGCCUCCAGGACGGCUACGGCGUGCGCCGCGACCCCGCCGAGGGCCGCCGCUUCCUCGUCGCCGCCAACGCGCGGGAGCUCACGCUCGCGCUCGCCGCCGCGGCGUCGCACCGCCCCUUCGCCGCCCUCCCCCUCGCCGGCGGCGCCGCCGCCGGCGCCAUCGGCUGCCCGCUCCUCUCCGACUUCGGGUGGAGCCUCCCGGAGGCGGAGCCCCACCCGGCCAACCUCUUCAUGGCCGACUGGUGGGCGUCCCGCGGCGUGCAGGCGACGGCCAAGAAACCCGGCCUCGAGGCUCCCGCUGCCGCCACCGGCGACAGCGACGGCGGCGGCGAGCUCCGCCUCUGCUCCCACGUGCGGUGCGGCCGGAGGGAGACCCGCCGCCACGAGUUCCGGCGGUGCUCCGUCUGCGGCGCGGCCAACUACUGCUCCCGCGCGUGCCAGGCGCUGGACUGGAAGCGCGCGCACAAGGCGCAGUGCGUGCCCAUGGACCGGUGGCUCCUCGCCGCCGGCGAGGCCCAGUGACUCGCCGCCGCCGCCAACUACUCCCUUAGACCAAUCGGUCCACCGGUUUAACGCUGGACCGGGUGUAGCCAAGGCAAGUGGCAGAGAGAAAAAAUUGAGGAAGCUUUUUUUUUCUUUUUUUUUCUUUUUUACCGUUUCCAUCGAUGUCGUCUUGUCAGAUGUACGUAUUCCACUAGGGAAGAAGAGGGUAGAGAUGCUACGGAUGCUUUUUACUCGCAUUA
Messenger RNA from Oryza sativa Japonica Group (Japanese rice), 1534 nucleotides. RefSeq names its product F-box protein At1g67340. The record is from RefSeq and is a predicted model, not a curated record. Lineage: Eukaryota; Viridiplantae; Streptophyta; Magnoliopsida; Poales; Poaceae. Gene Ontology annotation, molecular function: protein binding.